Molecule: messenger RNA, 1742 nt
Organism: Medicago truncatula (barrel medic)
Lineage: Eukaryota; Viridiplantae; Streptophyta; Magnoliopsida; Fabales; Fabaceae
Product: D-inositol 3-phosphate glycosyltransferase
Exons: 1
Coding region: 187-1647 (486 amino acids)
Molecular function (GO): glycosyltransferase activity
Source: RefSeq, a predicted model, not a curated record
UUUUCUGACUCAAAGUUACGAAACCUUUAUCACAUGGAUCCACUUUUCUCUCUCAAAAAAGAGGUGUGACAAAUGCACCUUAAAGAAAAAUCCAACCCAACACACUUUGUUCAAUACAUGCCUCCCUUACUUGUAUAUCAUUAAACUUAUAUAUGACAAGAAAUUCAUAAUCCCUUUAAAGAAUUAAUGGCCUUCAACAACAAAUCCAAGAAGACUAAUUCACCUUCACAUUUCAAUUUCUGCAUCACCCUUUUCUCCAUUUCCUUCUUCAUUAUACCAACUUUUUUCCUCCUCAACAAUUCCACAUCAAACUCCAAAUGCACCAACCUUACCAAAACUUUUUCAGGCGAUCUUCGUUCAGCCGAGUUUUCAUGGAACAGCCUUUCAUUUUCACAACAUGGCAACCCUUCACCUGUAAUUCUCAAAAUUGCAGUCUUUUCUAGAAAAUGGCCUAUGGGAACCGUUCCAGGCGGCAUGGAACGCCAUGCUCACACCCUUUACACCGCUUUAGCUCGCCGUGGACAUCAAGUUCAUGUCUUUACUUCCCCUUCAGAAGAUAAAACAACAACAACAACUUCAAUCUCUUCAAAAGGCUCACCUUCUUCACCUUACAUUCAUUUUCAUGAAGGUGAGCCCGGUAAAUGGCGUUACAACAAAGCAUUUGAACUUUUUCUUGAAGAAAACCAAAGAGAUCAACCUUUUGAUGUUGUUCAUUCAGAAAGUGUAGCACUUCCUCAUUGGCUUGCAAAAGAUCUUCCAAAUCUUGUUGUAUCCUGGCAUGGCAUAGCAUUGGAAAGCUUGCAAUCGAGCAUUUUUCAAGACUUGGCUCGUCUACCAGAUGAGCCAAGAUCACAGGAUUUUGAAAAAGGAUUACAAGGGGUUGUUCCUAAGGUUCUAAAUGAGAUAAGAUUCUUCAACAAAUAUUCUCAUCAUGUUGCUAUUAGUGAUAGUUGUGGUGAGAUGUUAAGAGAUGUUUACCAAAUUCCAAGUAGAAGAGUUCAUGUGAUUCUCAAUGGUGUUGACGAGGAAGAUUUUAGAGAAGAUGCUGAAUUAGGAAAAGAGUUUAGAACCAAAAUUGGGAUUCCAAGUAAUGCUAGUUUAGUAUUUGGAGUAGCUGGAAGAUUAGUAAAGGAUAAAGGUCAUCCAUUACUUCAUGAAGCAUUUUCAAGGCUUAUAACAAAGUACACCAAUGUGUAUUUGAUUGUAGCUGGUUCUGGACCAUGGGAGAAUAGGUAUAAGGAUAUCGGGAACCAAGUUCUUGUUCUUGGAUCAAUGAAUCCUUCUAUGUUAAGAGCAUUCUAUAAUGCUAUUGAUAUUUUUGUUAAUCCUACAUUAAGACCACAAGGACUUGAUCUUACACUGAUGGAGGCUAUGAUGAUUGGAAAGCCACUUUUGGCAUCAAGGUUUCCAAGCAUUAAAGGUAGUAUUCUUGUUGAUGAUGAAUUUGGUUACAUGUUUUCUCCAAAUGUGGACUCACUUCUGGAAGAACUUGAACAAGUUGUAAAAGAUGGUAAGGAGAGGCUAGAAAGGAGGGGAAAUGCUUGCCGUGAAUACGCAAAUUCUAUGUUUACUGCAAAAAAGAUGGCAUUAGCAUAUGAGAGACUAUUCCUAUGCAUAAAAAGAGAUACAUUUUGUACCUAUCCUUGAGGUUAAUUUAGGCUACUGAUACUGUUCUUUUUCUUUCUGUAAUUUUCUUUUUUCUGUUUUUUUAAUUCAAUAUGACAUGACUAUAUCAUAAUUUU